Molecule: messenger RNA, 357 nt
Organism: Penicillium crustosum
Lineage: Eukaryota; Fungi; Ascomycota; Eurotiomycetes; Eurotiales; Aspergillaceae
Exons: 2
Coding region: 1-357 (118 amino acids)
Source: RefSeq, a predicted model, not a curated record
AUGGCCUUCAGGUGGGCUUUAAUACGGGACCUGUUACAAACCAUCAUUCUUCACCAGGACGACGAUGAUACUUCUUUUUGUUUCGAUGGAGACGAGUACUCGAGUGGGGUUGAUACCAGACAGGAGAGUCCUCGGAACUCUCUGGGGCAAUCUCAAUCGACUUGGGAUACUGAGGUUCAUGGAAGCCCACGAGAUAGUAGUCCUGCAAAUGGGGUAUCUCAGAGUGAUAUUGGCGUAUCUUCUUCGGAGAACGACUCAGAUGACGAAGGGGUCGGAUCAUGGGACAAUAACUCUGAUUCUUUGGAAGAUGAGCAACUUUUGGAUUCUUUUAGUAGCUCUGAGGAAGAUUCCGAAUAA